This is a messenger RNA of Durusdinium trenchii, 705 nucleotides long. NCBI's taxonomy places the organism in Eukaryota, Dinophyceae, Suessiales, Symbiodiniaceae. The record is from the annotation of a GenBank genome assembly.
AUGUCUGCCUCCGAGGACGUGGCUGGAUCAAGACCCUUAAAUGCAGGGAGUUGUGCUGCAUCAACAUUCGUGCGCAAGGUGGUAGCAUUUUCGAGGCCGUUCACAGUGACACUCGUGAUCUUAGUGAGCCUUGGACAAAGUCCUCCCAACUUAUUUGGCCUUUCGUACAUGAUUUGGUUGGUGGGCCUUGCUUUAGCUGGGGCUUGGGCGUCCUAUGUAGGCUCUGGAUGGGACCUCCUCCGUGCCAAUGCAUUCAUUUGGCGAAGCCUACUCUUGCUGAGCAACUGCAUAAUUUUAGCGCUGUCCUAUUGCCAGGUUAUGCAAUCCCAAAGUUUUGAUUUGAUCGGAUUGCAGAGAUCUUCACAGUCUGUCCUUGAGGUGAUUUGGCCGCAUUUGGCCAUCGGAGUGCUGGCUGCCAUGCAGACAUUGGCGUUUUCACAGAAAGUGCAGAUUCCAGCGAUGUUUGUGAACAGCAAUUCCGCCUUUGCAUGGUUCCUUUGGAUUGCGGGGAUUUUCAUUGAGAUGGGGCUAAUGCUCAAUUUCGUAAUGAUCAAGCCCUUCACGGCCGACUCCUUCUUCAUUCUAAUUCUCUUCCUAGGCAUUGUCGCUGUAGAGCAGUUUGAUGCGCCGAGUCGAUGGUGCAGACCCAAGAAAGGACGUUCGAUGUGCAUCCUCAAUCAUGUCGAUUUCUUUCUUUUGUUUUAA